CCAAGCCGUAACCAUCGCGUGGGUUGGAGUUUCAGGAAGUUUGGCACGAUUGAAGUUGGCUCGCAGACGCAACGAGGCAGCUUGUGGAGUUCACAAAUUGCACAAGCAAUUCAUGGAUUAGGGUUUUGGGCUUCUGUGUCAGAUUUAUCGAGGGCGGAGGCAAGAGGCUUUGCUGUUUUUUGAAAUAGGAGGACGCUGCAGUGGCCGAAGGCGUGCGUCGAGCAGAUGGUUUCAAGGCGAGGACUCUCAAUUGUAGGUUGAUUGCAGGUGACAUGGUUUCUGAGAUGGACUCCCGGAGGGCUUGGUUCGUGGAGAAGCUAUGGGGUAACGGGACUGGUUUGAAAGCCAUCGUGGUGGGACAGGUCCUCAGCCUGCUAGUCACGUGUACCGGGUUGACAUCAUCAAUGCUUGCUCGCAACGGUAUUGAUGCUCCAACAACACAGUCUCUUUUUAAUUAUCUUCUGCUUACCGCUGUAUAUGGGUCGAUGCUACUGUACAGAAGAAAAGAAGUGCAGAUUGCGUGGUAUUGGUAUCUGCUUCUCGCUUUUUUUGAUGUGGAAGCGAACUACUUGGCCGUGAAGGCAUAUCAGUAUACUGCCAUCACGAGCGUCAUGCUGCUCGAUUGCUGGACUAUCCCAUGUGUGCUGGUUCUUACAUGGCUGGUGUUGGGGACCCGUUACGAGAGAUACCAUUUCGUGGGCGUAGCAAUCUGCGUGGCAGGUUUGGUCAUGGUCAUAUUCUCCGAUGUUCAUGCUCAGGACAGAUCAAGUGGUGGCAGCAAUGUGUUACUUGGGGACAUACUUGUUUUGGGAGCCUCCAUGCUCUAUGCUGUUUCGAAUGUGAGUGAAGAGUUUGUAGUGAAGAAAGUAGACCAGGUGGAAUUUCUUGCACAUGUGGGAUUCUUUGGCGCCAUCAUUAGUGCGUGUCAGCUUGUUGUGUUAGAAUUAGAUGAGGUUAAAGCUAUCCAUUGGAACGUAAGUUCCAUUGCCCCCUUCGUCGGAUUCGCCUUGUCCUGUUUUGGGUUUUCGAGUUUGGUUCCCUGGCUCUUACAAAUCAGCGGGUCUGCCAUGCUCAACCUGUCCUUGUUGACAUCUGACAUGUGGGCAGUGGCAGUUCGGGCACUAGGGUUUCACGAAUCGGUGGAUAGUCUCUAUUUCGUUGCCUUUGCUCUCGUUGCUGCAGGGCUACUAGUGUAUACGUUAUCUGGAGAGCCCUCACCCUCUUCAGAAGGGAUUCUAGCAGCACCAAGAAAGAAAUACACCCAAAUUGAUCAAGUGGAAAAACCUGCGGAGCCCUCAGCUGGAGGGCAGCUUUCUCACUUACAAAUCAUUGGCAAUGAGCAACCCAAUCCUAAUGACAGGGGCUCUUCCAAGCUAACCUCUGCGUCUGUUUAGUUAUCUUCACAUCUGGGCAAUUUUACGUUAUAUUGUGGAGCAGAAACCGAUUUGUCCGUUCACUAUUGAUAGAGGAUUCUGCUUACAUCAGUUUAAGAAAUUUGAGGUCUCUGGUGACUUCGAUUUUGGUUGUGAUUCCCAGCAGUGUUCUCUAUAGUUGUAACCUGAUGAAAGAAAUUUGGAGACCAUUCAUAACCCGAUUCGAUCUUCAAUUCAUUCAUCAGUUCCUUGAUAUUCCUAGUUCCAUAGGAACUGAUCAUAUUAUUGCAUAAUUUAGCAACCAGUUUGUCUUUUUUAUGAAUAUGUCCACAUUUCCAGCAUAUUCAGAGGACAAGCUAGCUGCAGAAGAAUCAGAGUAUGGUGCUUCUUUACACGCUCCGGACUCAGUGGAUGACCUGAAGCAGCCCAUUUGGACUUAAUGUAUUUCUAUACGAUUUCAAUCGAAUUGUCUGAUAUAAUAGAAAGUAUCACACGUGUGCAACUAUCAUGCUCACAUCUUUCAA
Messenger RNA from Physcomitrium patens, 1897 nucleotides. RefSeq lists its product as uncharacterized. Lineage: Eukaryota; Viridiplantae; Streptophyta; Bryopsida; Funariales; Funariaceae. Gene Ontology annotation, biological process: transmembrane transport. Gene Ontology annotation, molecular function: transmembrane transporter activity. The record is from RefSeq and is a predicted model, not a curated record. Gene Ontology annotation, cellular component: membrane.